AAAGGGUUCGAGCAACCAUCAGUUGGUACCAUUCGUCGCAAUCUGUUCGAGAACCGCAGACCAAAACCACCAACAACCAACAAUCAACAUGAAGUUCCUCAUUGUCUUCGUUGCCCUCUUCGCCGUGGCCCUCGCCGCUCCAACCGGAGAAGUGACCAUCCUCCGCUCUGAGUCGGAUGUUGGACCCGAAAACUUCAGCUAUGCAUUCGAGACCAGCGACGGAACUGCCGCCCAGGAAUCGGGAGUCCUGAAGAACGCCGGCUCCGAGCAGGAGGCCAUCGCAGUCCAGGGCUCCUACAAGUUCAUUGGUGAUGAUGGCGUCACCUACGAGGUCACCUACAUCGCUGAUGAGAACGGUUUCCAGCCCUCGGGCGCUCAUCUGCCCGUGGCCCCUGAGGCUUAAGUUGAGUUGCUUCCAUCGCAAGCAGCUUUAAAGCCAUCCAAGUCCCUUGUUACCUUCCCCAAAAACUUCCUCAACCCCGAUUUUCGAAUCCUUAUUUUAAAGGAAAGAAAACUAAGCAAAAGACCCACA
Molecule: messenger RNA, 532 nt
Organism: Drosophila pseudoobscura
Lineage: Eukaryota; Metazoa; Arthropoda; Insecta; Diptera; Drosophilidae
Product: larval cuticle protein 65Ag1-like
Exons: 2
Coding region: 89-403 (104 amino acids)
Cellular component (GO): chitin-based extracellular matrix
Molecular function (GO): structural constituent of chitin-based larval cuticle
Source: RefSeq, a predicted model, not a curated record